Quercus lobata is the source of this 2597-nucleotide messenger RNA. RefSeq names its product NagB/RpiA/CoA transferase-like superfamily protein. The transcript has 7 exons. NCBI's taxonomy places the organism in Eukaryota, Viridiplantae, Streptophyta, Magnoliopsida, Fagales, Fagaceae. The record is from RefSeq and is a predicted model, not a curated record. Bases 233 to 2170 code for a protein of 645 amino acids.
UUUGGUAGCGCAGCGCUCCUCUCCUCUCUGAGCUCUCCACUGUAAACUCUCCACUCUCUCUCCCCCCUCCCAUUUCCAUAAAACCCUCUGGCAAUUGCGAUAUCAAUCCAAACCCCAAAACUUUCGACGACAAUUUAAAAAAAUUUCGAAGAAAACCUUCAUAUUUCCCCUCAUAAGCCCAUACCAAUUUUCCCGCCACCCAUCCAAAAAAACCCAAAAAUCCCCCAAACGAAUGGACCCUCGCCGAGCCUCACGCACUGUCAGCGACCCUAAGAUCCGCCAAGUCGGAUUCUUCGCUCCACCAUCCGACCGCUCCUUCUCCGGCCCACCCGACCCGAUCUCCACCUCCACCUCCACCCCAAACCCCGUCACCACCACCGCCAACACCUCCUCUCCUCCUCCAAUCUCCGACCUCUCUCCCUCCGGCAACUCCCUCUCUCCGGUGAUGAUCCCUCCGCCGCGUCACUCCUCCGACACCACUCACCGUCCGGUUCCCUUCCCUCCGGUUUCCCCUCUCCGCCGUGACACUCUCUCCCUCACCGUCGGAAGCUACAACAACAACAACAACAUCAUCAUCUCGUCCUCUCCCACGGCGUCGUUUUACGAGGAGUCGAAGGGCAUUACUGUCAAGGCCAGUAGCGUCCCCGCCAGUGGCCUGACCACCGUCUCCGUCGUCAAAACCUUGCCUCCUGGUUUCACUGAAACAAUUGUAGAAAAAGUAGGAGGAUCAGUUGAAAUGCAAAAUGACCUACCUGCAAACUCGAAGCCACUGAAGGAGAGAACUUCGAAAGCUGAAAGGCGUGCCCUUCAAGAGGCACAGCGAGCUGCAAAAGCUGCUGCAAAAGCUGAAGGAAGUAAAUUACCUGCUACUACUUCUGGGGCAGUGGCUUCAGCAAAUGCGAAACCAACUAAAGCCACAAAGCCUUCUUCACAAAAGAAUGACAGUGCUACAGUUGCAUCUUCUGAGAAGAAGGGAGGUGACCGACCACCAGAGAAAGAUAGAAAGAAAGAUGCUCCUCAUCCACGUAUGCAAUAUGAUGAUAAGAGUCGAGUUGAAAAGGCAAAAAGGCGUGCAGUGGUAAAACAAACUGAAGCUAGGAACAGAGUUGAAUUGUUUAGGCAUUUGCCUCAAUAUGAACAUGGAACUCAGCUUCCUGAUCUCGAGUCAAAGUUUUUCCAACUUGAUCCCGUGCAUCCUGUUGUUUACAAGGUUGGAUUGCAGUAUAUAUCAGGGGAUAUAUCUGGUGGCAAUGCUCGUUGCAUCGCAAUGCUUCAAGCAUUUCAAGAGGCUAUCAAAGACUACUCAACACCAGAUGAAAAAACUCUGACUAGAGACUUAACUGCAAAAAUAAAUAGUUAUGUUUCAUUUCUUAAUGAGUGCAGGCCUCUUUCAAUCAGCAUGGGUAAUGCAAUUAGGUUUCUAAAGAAUCGAAUUGCUAAGUUACCUUUGACUCUUUCUGAGUCAGAAGCAAAAGCAUUUCUUCAGUCAGAUAUUGAGCAAUUCAUAAAUGAGAAGAUCAUACUUGCAGACAAGGUGAUAGUCAAGCAUGCUGUUACAAAAAUAAGGGAUGGUGAUGUUCUUCUUACGUAUGGGUCAUCUUCUGCCGUUGAAAUGAUUCUAUUACAUGCCCAUGAGCUUGGCAAACAGUUCCGUGUUGUAAUAGUGGACUCUCGCCCAAAGCUUGAGGGGCAACUUUUACUUCGUAGGUUGGUGGGAAAGGGCCUUAGCUGUACUUACGCUAAUAUAAAUGCUGUUUCUUAUAUCAUGCAUGAAGUUACUAGAGUUUUUCUGGGAGCUUCAUCAGUAUUAUCUAAUGGAACAGUUUAUUCAAGAGUUGGAACUGCAUGUGUUGCUAUGGUUGCCCAUGAAUUUCGAGUACCAGUCUUAGUAUGUUGUGAGGCAUAUAAAUUUCAUGAAAGGGUACAACUUGAUUCAAUAUGCUCGAAUGAGCUUGGUGAUCCAGAUGCCAUUUCGAAAGUUCCUGGUAGAGAGGACAUUAACUAUUUGGAUGGUUGCACUAAUAGUGAAAAUCUGCAACUUCUGAAUCUGAUUUAUGAUGCAACACCUUCAGAUUAUGUUUCAAUGAUAGUCACAGAUUAUGGCAUGGUCCCACCCACCAGUGUGCCUGUCAUUGUGCGAGAAUAUUGUAGAGAUCAAGUAUGGAUAUAGAUUGGGUAAUGGCUUGGAUAGCUUCUCCAAAAUUUUGUUUGCUGAGCGACCAAUAAACAAUAAGUUGGUUUCUUCCAUCUCUCUCUCUCUCUCUCUUUCCAAUUUUUUUUGGGGAAUAAUGUUUUGUAUGCCUCAUCAAAUUUCGGCCUUUCUUUUUUUUGGACCUAUUUAACCUGACUCAGUGAAGAGUGCAGUUUCUUUGCCUCUCCGAGCAGAUUUUUAGUGUUGUGGUCUCGCUUGUUGUAACAAUUAUUAUUAUUUUUUUUUAAUUUAUUUUGUUUUUACCUUUUUAUUUUCCUUUUUGGGUAUGUGGAAGUCAGACAAUGCUAGGUGACAAUUUUGUUGCUUGAUUUUCACAUGCUUUAAAUGAGUUGUAAUUCAAUUGCUUUCUUGGAUAUCAUAAUUUUAUAAGUAAGGUUAGCAUUCA